Scleropages formosus (Asian bonytongue) is the source of this 2366-nucleotide messenger RNA. Its product is annotated as zinc finger protein 3-like. Lineage: Eukaryota; Metazoa; Chordata; Actinopteri; Osteoglossiformes; Osteoglossidae. Gene Ontology annotation, cellular component: nucleus. Gene Ontology annotation, molecular function: DNA-binding transcription factor activity, RNA polymerase II-specific; RNA polymerase II transcription regulatory region sequence-specific DNA binding. The transcript has 2 exons. The coding region runs from base 75 to 1163 and encodes 362 amino acids. The record is from RefSeq and is a predicted model, not a curated record. Gene Ontology annotation, biological process: regulation of transcription by RNA polymerase II.
GAAAGAACGGGGCUCGAGGGUGGUGAACGUCGUGCAGUUUGGUGAAUGUGGUCAGGUCUGCUUUGCUGAAGGAGAUGCAGUGUGAGCAGUUGCACUGUCCAGGCAUGAUGGAGUGUCCUCAGAGGAGCUUGCAGGUGCUCGAGCUCAGGGAUGUCCGUGGCACUCAGGAGUUGCCGGAAAAGGACUCCGUGGCAGGGAUGCUGCUGGAGGCCAGUGAUGCUGAACAGGAGCUGUUUGAGGUGCAGAUUGUGUCUAUUAAGGAAGAGCUGUCUGAUGUAGAGGAGGCCAAAGAUGGGCCCUACCUGGAGGUGAACUGUAGUCACGUCAAGGAGGAAACUCUGAAGCCGAUCCAUGUCCACAGAGUGUUUCCUGUCUUUGGACUCUUUAGUGAUACAGAGUCAGAGCUGCCUGACCAGCAUGUGGAAUGUGCGCAAAACAAAGAGGAAGCUCUGAAGCCAAUCCACGUCCACAGGGUGUUCUCUGACUUUGGACUUUUAUGUGACGCACAGUCCGAUGACCAGUCAGGCACAUCUGGAGACAAAUACACGGAGGAUUCAGGGAAUGUCUCCUCAACUGUCCCAGAUUACUCUGGGCUCUGGGGACUGAGCUCCCUGCCACAGUUCUCUCUGUUCUUAGAUGAAAAUUGUGAGUCUGUCCAAAGCAGGGAGACUUCCAGGAUGUCUGGUUGCAUUGCCUCAGAUUGUUCAUAUGGCACGGUGACCUCUCAGCACCCCAAUAAUUUCUCCCACUCCAAACACUUGGAGGCAGACCACAGACCCUACUUUUGCAGUAUUUGUGGUAAGACCUUCCGGCGCAGGUGCCGCUUUAACUCCCACCUCAACGUGCAUCUUGGCGAAAAACCCUUCCACUGUACCCGCUGUGACAAGCGCUUCACCAUGCAGCUCAGCCUGGACAGACACCAACAGCAGUGCACAGGCCAGGCCAUCCGCCACUGCCCCUUUUGUGGUGACAUCUUCAGGAAUCUCAGUCACCUGCAGGGGCACAUGAUCAUCCACAAUGCGGAGAAGAGUUUUCAGUGCAGCCGUUGCGGACAGCACUACAGACAGUCUGACUAUUUAAAGAGGCACCAAACAGUUCUCACUGUGGACUCUCCCCACUACUGCUUGGAGUGUGAGAAAACCCUCAGGCUGCUGGGCGAGUGAGUUGAGCAGUCCUCUUCCAGCACAAGCUUCCAAUGGAUUUCAAAAACAAGAUAAAUUUUAAUUUGAACUGGCCAGUGUGUCAAUGGCUAAACUUAAUAAUGGCAUCCUUUUACCAAUUGUAUAUUGCUUCACUAAAUAUGAUUUGCUGUUCACCUCUAAUGUUAAUUUAUGUGAUUACAUUGACUUGAAUGUAACUUUUUAAUUAAUCAGAAAUCCUUUAAAGCUGAAGCCUUAACAGCUGAUGAACCAAAUGCUCAGUCAACAUAUAUGACUCAGGUCAUGCACUCCUUAACAGGGUUCUAGUUGAGCCAGCUUAAGAAAUGAAGCCAUCCAGUAUAUGCAGUAGUUGCACAAGCAGUUUUACUGUUUUUAGAUUGUUUCAUUAAAUGACAGUGCACUUAUAGUAAGUUCUUCAGAUGGGAUUUAAGAUUGGUGUCAGAGAACUGUCUUCAUGAGGACAGAGCCAAACUUUUUAGGAAAAUUACAUUGUAUAGAUGGUCCCUGCUGUAUUUAUUUUGCUGAUACAUGCUACUUAUUUGAGUUGUCUUACUGUAAGACAUAUUUACCCCGCAGCUACCUCACUAGACUGAGAAAGGAAUGCGUUAGCUUGAAAUCUAAGUUUACAAAAACAAAAAUGCAGGUUUCCCUUGCAUGACAGUUGCUUAUACUAGCUCAAUUUGGACUUGGCGGCAAAUGUAACAAAGUUUGCAUAACUAGCGAUCAACUGACAGUGUGAGAAACACCGCUGAGGAAAAAAUUCAAUUAAAAAUACUAGCUUUGGUGACAUUUAGCACCUGUACAUCUUGGUUGGUUUUUAUACAUGUGACCACUUGCAAGAAUCUCUCAGGUAUCUUAUUCAGCAAAACCAUCAUCUACCAUAAUAAUGAACCCUAAAGCACAAAAGUUUGAAAAUAGUUCUAAUAUGAAUGCAAAAGGCACAGGAAAGCCUUGUCUGUCAGUUUGAAACUUGAAGCAAUAAAAGGGGUAGAAUUUCGUUGAAAAGCAAUGUUAUUAUGAAUGACUGUGGAGUUUGAUUUACUGUUUAUCACAAACAUUAUGAAUGGCUCAGCACAGAGUACUUCCACAUGUUUACACUAAUUGCAGUAAUUACGAGAGUUGCCUUCUUAGUGUUCUUGUUACAAUAAUAUUUACAAACACACACACACACUGAAACUACUUGUUCCAAGCGGGGUCACAGCAAAC